AAUACUUUAGGCAUCUAUAGCAUGGAUGAAGGCCCUGAGGACGAGGCAAGGCGGACUGGCGCCGAUGAUAGCGCCCUGGCCACGGUUCCGGAGAGUUCCGGCACGCUGGCAAUAAGCAGUGCUCCCCCAGCCCCAGGACGGACGUCGCACUUGGCCGCAUCUACCAUGCUUUUGACCGGUCAUGCUGCAGCCGUGUAUUGUCUGCAGUUCAAUCCCAUGGGGGACGCUUUGGCAACGGGGUCUUUUGAUAAAACAAUAUUGCUGUGGGACGUAUAUGAGGAUUGUAAAAAUUACAAUGUACUGGCUGGGCAUACGAACGCUGUGUUGGAUCUGAAAUGGUCGCCAAAUGGUUGCCAAAUCGCUUCGGCAUCGGCCGAUAAGACGCUCAUGUUAUGGGACAGCAACAAGGGCACUCGGAUCCGUAAAUGCAAGGAGCACACUGGAUGCGUAAACAGUGUGGCCGUGGCGGGCGACAAAGUCGCGGCGUUGAUAGCCACGGCAAGCGACGAUCGCACUGUGAAGCUGUGGGACAACCGCAGCCGGCGAUCGGUUCAAACAAUCGAGCAUCGCUUUCAGUUGCUGGCGGUAGCGCUGUCCGCGGAUGGGAAAAAGGUGUUCGCGGGCGGCAUCGACAACAGCAUCCAGGUCUGGGACAUGGCCAAGGGACCGGCUCCUCUAGACGUGCUCGAGGGCCACUCGGAGACGGUCACGGGCUUGAGCCUGAGUCCCGACGGCAAGUAUUUGCUGUCGAACGCCAUGGACAACACCGUGCGGCAGUGGGACGUGCGGCCCUUUGUGACGGGAGGGCGGCUGGUCCAGGUCUUCCAAGGAGGGACACACGGCUCGGAUCGCAACCUCUUGCGCUGCGCCUGGUCGCAAGACGGCGAGAUGGUCUCUGCGGGCUCCGCAGAUCGCGCGGUUCAUGUAUGGGAUGUGCCUUCGGGUCAGGAGCUCUACUACCUGCCGGGACAUAAAGGGACCGUAAAUGAGGUCGUCUUCCAUCCCCGGGAGCCUGUGAUAGCCUCUGCGUCUUCGGACAAAACGUGCUAUUUGGGGGAGCUUGCCGGAUGAUAACUCUUAUCGUUAAUCAUCGUGGAAGAUAAAAACUGAGAAUUUGAGUAUUA
Messenger RNA from Nannochloropsis gaditana CCMP526, 1124 nucleotides. RefSeq names its product Prp8 binding protein (gene SNRNP40). The annotation marks the transcript as partial. Gene Ontology annotation, cellular component: catalytic step 2 spliceosome. The record is from RefSeq and is a predicted model, not a curated record. The transcript has 2 exons. Gene Ontology annotation, molecular function: RNA binding; protein binding.